UUUCAGAAUGUUAGAUAGACUUUGGGAAGUGCGCCAAGCACUGCCCCUUUAUCUGUUAGUAUCUACGCUUGGACUUGCCAUUUCAUGUUGUUUUACUCUCAUAUGUCCUCACGUUUGUCGAUUGAUACCUGCACUAACUACAUAUGGAAAAGCUGCUGAUCAACAAGAAGAUAACUCUUUGGUAGAAAAAAUAUCUGUACCUAAAAAAUGGUUUAAGCAUUUUUACGCAAUCGGUCUUCUAACACUUUUUAUAUGUCUACACACUGUCCACUCGUUAAUCUACAAUCCUAAUUAUCUGCAUCCAGUGGUUCUCAAGAUUCUUGCCACGCUAACACGAUCCUACAGUAUACCACCAAUUACCCCAAGCACAUCAAUCUUGGCUCUCCUGCUCAUAAGCCUUCACGUAGCACGACGUCUCUAUGAAACAAUAUUUGUCAGUGUUUACUCGGACAGUCGUAUGAACUUGUUUCACUAUGCAGUUGGGAUAGUCCACUACAUCAUUCUGCCAAUUUCAAUUAUGUGUGAAACACAGGGAGUUGCUUCCAAAUUACCUCAGCUUCACGUGUCAAUUGAUGAUAUUUCUCUCACCCAAUGGGCUGGAGCUGUCCUUUUUUGGAUUUGCAAUUGGAAACAACAUCAGCUAGCCGAACAAAUAGCAAAUACAAGAAAAGGUCCUAGAGGACUAAUUCGCAAUUACGCCUAUGGUAUCUGCUUUGGUGGUUGGUUCAAUCUCGUCUCAUGUCCUCACUUUCUAUUCGAGAUAUGCAUCUACUUGUCACUUUUUCUUGUAAUUCCUGAUGCCUACGUGUAUAGAUUCAUAAUCAUGUUCGUGUGCAUCAAUCAAACGUUUGCUGCUCUCAUCACUCACUCCUGGUACCACAAAACAUUCCCAAAAUAUCCGAAAAGUCGGAAAGCUCUCAUUCCUUACGUUCUAUGAUGCUCUUCUCCCGGUUUCUUUUUAUUUUUUCGCUACUCGUGUCGCUAGAUUCUUGUCAUAAACCAAAAUUUAUAAAGCAAUUAUUUAUA
Molecule: messenger RNA, 1026 nt
Organism: Caenorhabditis elegans
Lineage: Eukaryota; Metazoa; Nematoda; Chromadorea; Rhabditida; Rhabditidae
Gene: srdf-3
Product: Polyprenal reductase
Exons: 5
Coding region: 8-937 (309 amino acids)
Biological process (GO): lipid metabolic process; dolichyl monophosphate biosynthetic process
Cellular component (GO): endoplasmic reticulum membrane
Molecular function (GO): oxidoreductase activity, acting on the CH-CH group of donors; polyprenal reductase activity
Source: RefSeq, marked reviewed